This is a messenger RNA of Solanum dulcamara, 1534 nucleotides long. RefSeq lists its product as uncharacterized. The record is from RefSeq and is a predicted model, not a curated record. NCBI's taxonomy places the organism in Eukaryota, Viridiplantae, Streptophyta, Magnoliopsida, Solanales, Solanaceae. Bases 137 to 1534 code for a protein of 465 amino acids. The transcript has 6 exons.
UCGUUUCGUUGAGCGUUUUCUGGUUGGAGGAUGGAAAACAAACAAAGACGCUGUUCAGAUGGUCAUUCUUUACUUUAUCCACACUUUUGUUUUUUCUUAACUAGGUGAUGCACCUAUAUCUGUUGAUGAAUUUAAGAUGGUAGAAGAUGGUAGGUAUGAGCAAUACCCAUGGGGGAAAAUAGCAUUUUCCAAAUUGAUAAAAGGAAUGCGACAGGAGUUUUCAAAUGCCAAACAAAUGUAUCGUCUAGGCGGCAUGUCAUACGCUCUGAAUGUAUGGAUAUAUGAAUAUGCAUCUCAAGUGCCCUCUGAAAUUGCUGUAAGAGUGGGUAAUAAAAUUUCCAGAAUUCUUAACUGGCGUGUUGUUACCGUGAAGCCAAAUUUUGAGACCUUCAUGUCUACCAUCUUCAGUGAGUAUCGAUGCUCCAACAUUGUCCAAUCUCAACAUGAAAUGGAAUCUAUUGUCAUUCAUGGCAGUCAACAGAAAUCUAAAGCUUCAACAUCAACUGCUAAGGUCAAUUUCAGAAAACCUCAUGAAGUCCCCGAAUUUGAGGACUUUUCAACAACAACACCCAUAGAAUUAUUAAAAAGAUCCAGUCAUGUUGCUGAUACAUUUUCUCCACCUCCUUCCAAAAGAAUGAAGACUUUCCCUACUAAAGAGUCAAUUCAAGUAGAAACAGCCAACAUGCACAAGGAUUUCAUACCACCAAAUGAAUCAGAAAAGCCUGUUUCUCUUGACAAUGUACCAGCGCCGAAGUCAGUAGUAGGAGGUGAAUCUUUCGGUCAUUUGGAUCAAAUUGUUCAUAUGCAAUUCAAAGCAUUGAAGAAGUCCAUAAAGAAGUCUCUAAAGAGAUACGUUGACCAGAAGUUCAAGCAUUUGGAGAAUAAAAUUGAUUCAAAUCAUAUUGAUCUUUUGAAAGCCAUCGACAGUAUGGCGAACCGAAUGACUGGCACAUCAUCUCAACUUAAAAUAGAUGAUUUUGAUCAAACAUUCCAUGUGGUUGAACAACAACAAGCACCUACUGGAUUGGAGGUGCACAAUUUUGCUAAUAAAUCUGACCCACCCCAACAAAAUGACCAAUCUAAUGUCCAGGAAGAUAUUAAGGAAUCGGAAACAUUAAUUUUUACACCACAAUUGAAGGAUGUAUCAGCACACCAAAUGGAACCACAAAGAGCAGAUACUGAUCAGCUUAUUCCUGAUUCUGAUACAUUACAGAACACUGGAAAGAAAGAUGGAAGAGUAGCCGUUGAUAAAACUGACAAAGUAGAAGAGCAAGUUGAGGAGAUUGAAAAAGAAAAAAUCAAACCAAGCACAUCGGAAUCCAAUACUUCAGCACCAUUUUCGACCGAAACUCUGGAUGUGAUAGAUGCUAUAAUAUACGGACUUCCAUUACCAGUCAUGCCAUUGACCGUUGUUAGUCAUGAGCAAGUAGUUCAGGAUGAAUGUCUAUUAUGCGAUAGCCAGCUACCAACCACUCUUCCAUCAAAACCCAAUCAUGAUUCCUUCGAAGAUCUUACAAUCGCCGUAUCUUUCUAA